UCUUGAAUCACCCAAUAACGAGGUGUGCCGGGACGCUAUGCAAAUAAUGUGUGUUUUAUUGGGCACUGGCUCUCCGGAGUCCCACCCCACCCUCGCCUGAGGAAAUGGACAGAAUUUUUGCCAACGCCUUGAAGGGUGGAAUUAGCAGCACGCUCUUGAAACUGCCUCUGGAGAUGGAAUCCAGCGGAAUUCUCGAAAAUAAGAGGGGAGCACGCACUGAUCUCCAAGCGCAGUUUGUCCAUGUUAGUCUUGCACGUCCUUGACUCCAGUCAGCCACCGUAGGCCCCGCCACCGGCCGUGCACUUUCCUUCGAUCCUUUGGCCAGUAGCUUAGCGCUUGCUCACGAACUUGCUUGCCUGCCUGGCCCACCCAGAGUCCCACCUUCUAGUCCGUCUUCCCCCUCCGCAGGCUUUGCCAGCCGCCACUGCGCAUGCUUUCUGACGCCCCCUCUGGUCCAGCGUGGGAGGAGGGGAUGGAAAUGAGGUUGGGCCGAGCAGCUUGCGCGCGCUCCCUUCCUUGCCCUCCCCCGUCGCCGGACUGUGCAACUCCGUGGGGCCGAGGGCAGUGCAGCAGCGACGACGGCAGCUGCGGCCCUGGCCGCGGCGGGAGGAGCCCGAAGCCCCGCCCCCGGGGAGGGGCCGUCCUGCAGGUUCCUGUGCCAGCAAGAUGCUGGAAGGAGGCGCGGAGUCCAUGGCCGGGGCCACGGAUCCUAGUCCCACUGGCAAGGAACCAGUGACCAAAGAAGCUCCCCACCAGGGCCCACCGCAGAAGCCCAGCCAGUCGUCUGCGGGCGCGCCUCCCCGGCCCCGCCGGCGGCCCCCACCCCAGCGCCCACACCGGUGCCCGGACUGUGACAAGGCCUUCUCGUACCCGUCCAAGCUGGCCACGCACCGCUUAGCACACGGCGGCAUCCGACCCCACCCAUGCCCAGACUGCCCCAAGGCCUUCUCCUACCCCUCCAAGCUGGCAGCUCACCGCCUCACGCACAGCGGCGCCCGCCCACACCGGUGCCCACACUGCCCGAAGGCCUUUGGCCACCGCUCCAAGCUGGCGGCUCACCUCUGGACCCACGCGCCCACCCGCCCCUAUCCGUGCCCCGACUGCUCCAAGUCUUUCUGCUACCCUUCCAAACUGGCGGCCCACCGCCACACCCACCACGCCACCGACGCCCGCCCCUAUCCUUGCCCGCAUUGCCCCAAGGCUUUCUCAUUUCCCUCCAAGCUGGCCGCCCAUCGCCUAUGUCACGAUCCCCCCACUGCACCCGGCAGCCAGGCCACAGCCCGGCACCGAUGCUCCAGCUGCGGCCAGGCCUUUGGCCAGAGACGCCUCCUGCUCCUUCAUCAACGGAGCCACCACCAGGCGGAGCGCAAGGGGGAGAGAGACUGAGUCCUCCCUUGGGCUCACUGUCCCCUUCUGCCUCUAGCCCUCGCCAGUAAGAGGUGGGAUUUCUAAGCCCGGCUGUAUGAGCUCGCCUCUUCCAGACAGCUGGCAGGGCAAGGGAUUGGCCAUUUAUACUGGGCUCAAACUCAAAAGCCCGAGGAACUGUUUGCUCCCCUGCAUUGGGGAGAAUAAAGCAUCAACCACACUUUUAGCACUGGGUCUCAAACCACAGACGUGAAGCUGUGGUUUGACAGCGCCAGCUCUGCUUCUCCCCACACACUUACAUGUCAAGGGUAAAAAAGUCUCCUACGACUGUAGGCUGAUGAGGAUUGUGGGCAAACAGGCUCUCUUGUUGUUACAAGUUUAAAUUGGUGUCUCUCCUUUGGCCGUAUGACUGUAUCUAAGAAACUGAAAAUACAUACAUGUUUGUUUCAACUCUUCCACUUCUAGGAAUUUAUUCUAUAAAUUCGUGCAUGUGGAAAAAAAACAUGUAUAAGGGUGU
Saimiri boliviensis boliviensis (Bolivian squirrel monkey) is the source of this 1882-nucleotide messenger RNA. It is a transcript of the gene ZNF575, whose product is annotated as zinc finger protein 575. Lineage: Eukaryota; Metazoa; Chordata; Mammalia; Primates; Cebidae. The record is from RefSeq and is a predicted model, not a curated record.